This is a messenger RNA of Calliphora vicina (urban bluebottle blowfly), 967 nucleotides long. RefSeq names its product fatty acid hydroxylase domain-containing protein 2-like. Bases 65 to 931 code for a protein of 288 amino acids. Gene Ontology annotation, cellular component: endoplasmic reticulum membrane. Gene Ontology annotation, molecular function: C-4 methylsterol oxidase activity; iron ion binding. The transcript is spliced from 4 exons. The record is from RefSeq and is a predicted model, not a curated record. NCBI's taxonomy places the organism in Eukaryota, Metazoa, Arthropoda, Insecta, Diptera, Calliphoridae. Gene Ontology annotation, biological process: sterol biosynthetic process.
AACUCAACAGCUCAAAACAUUUAAAUAAAAUGAAUUAGAAAUUAGUAACAAACAAAACAUAAAAAUGACAACAGCGGAUUUUACCACGCAUUUGCUAGCGCAUUGGAAAGUAUGGGGGGAUCAAACUCAAGAAGUAUGGAAUAAAUUAUUGGAUAAAACUACUGAUGAUCCCAGUAUAAUAUGGAUUUUUGGCAGCACCUUGGUAAUGUUGUUGUCCUAUUGGAGUUAUGCGGCUUUUUUUACCUUUGUCGAUAUUACUAAUAAACCACGCUGGAUUCUUAAAUACAAAAUCCAGCCUGAACAAAAUGUACCAGUAGACAGACAAAAAUUAUGGAAGGCCAUCAAGCAAGUACUAUUCAAUCAAAUCGUUGUUACAACACUAGGACUCUACAUCGGCAAUUUGGUUCUAUUCAAAUCCUGGACACCUGCCUCAAUACGCCAGUUGCCCACUAUGAAAACCUAUCUCAUCGAUUUGGCUUUAAUGUCUCUACUAGAGGAACCUCUAUUCUAUUAUGCCCACCGUAUGUUGCAUCAUCGUUCGAUUUACAAGUAUUUCCAUAAAAAACAUCAUGAAUGGACUUCACCAAUUGCUGCCAUGACUUUCUAUUGCCAUCCGGUGGAACAUAUUGUAAGCAAUUUUGGUCCAAUUGCUUUGAUGGCGGGCCUGCUCAAUGUACAUGUUGUUGUUUCAUGGACCUUUACAAUUUUGGCGAUUGUAAAUUCCAUGACUGAUCACACGGGUUAUUAUUUUCCAUUCCCCCUGUCAAAGGAAUCGGUGUUGUUCCAUGACUAUCAUCAUGCCAAAUUCAAUUACAACUUUGGAGUUUUUGGUUGGCUGGAUAAGUUGCAUGGCACCUACAGAGAUAUGAAGACCGAAAAACCUCAAAUUAAAAGUAAAAAGCCAGCAAAUAAACUUAAUUCGAAAAACUAAUAAAGAACAAUAAAAUAAACAAUACAAUUUAGAAAA